Messenger RNA from Pyrgilauda ruficollis (rufous-necked snowfinch), 648 nucleotides. RefSeq names its product proteasome 20S subunit beta 2 (gene PSMB2). Lineage: Eukaryota; Metazoa; Chordata; Aves; Passeriformes; Passeridae. Gene Ontology annotation, biological process: proteasomal protein catabolic process. Gene Ontology annotation, molecular function: peptidase activity. Gene Ontology annotation, cellular component: nucleus; cytosol; proteasome core complex, beta-subunit complex. The transcript is spliced from 5 exons. The record is from RefSeq and is a predicted model, not a curated record. The coding region runs from base 53 to 562 and encodes 169 amino acids.
GCGCGGGCGCGCAGGCGCGGCGGGGCGGGCCGGGCCGCGCUGUGUCACGGCCAUGGAGUACCUCAUCGGCAUUCAGGGCCCUGACUACGUCCUGGUGGCCGCGGACACCGUGGCGGCCACCAGCAUCAUCCAGAUGAAGCACGACCAUGACAAAAUGUUUAAGAUGAGUGAAAAGAUCUUACUGCUGUGUGUGGGGGAGCCUGGAGACACGGUGCAGUUUGCAGAAUACAUCCAGAAAAAUGUUCAGCUCUACAAAAUGAGAAAUGGUUAUGAAUUGUCUCCCACUGCAGCUGCAAACUUCACCCGGCGAAACCUCGCGGACUAUCUGCGGAGUCGGACCCCUUACCAUGUGAACCUUCUCCUGGCUGGCUAUGAUGACCACGAGGGCCCUGCCCUGUACUACAUGGACUACCUGGCAGCUCUGGCAAAGGCUCCCUUUGCAGCACAUGGAUAUGGAGCAUUCCUUACCCUUAGCAUCCUUGACCGCUAUUACAAGCCAGGUAUCACACGUGAGGAAGCUGUGGAUCUCUUAAAAAAAUGUCUGGAGGAGGUGAGUUGCUGAGCUCAGGCCCUGAUGCUCCUGAGAAAGGAAUGUUUGUUUGCAUUCAUUCGCUGAUACUUUCCUGUUCCUCUUGUCGCAUUUCUUGC